This is a messenger RNA of Didymodactylos carnosus, 741 nucleotides long. Lineage: Eukaryota; Metazoa; Rotifera; Eurotatoria; Philodinida; Philodinidae. The record is from the annotation of a GenBank genome assembly.
AUGCAUAUCUUUCCGCCCAAUUUGCACCCGAAAAAUGCAGGGCCGUCUGAUAGAAACGCCAACGUAGUUAACUGGGGAUUAGCAACGGUGGCUAAAGAUUUUCUUGCUAAUGGUACCACGGUUCUUCUUCUCGACGGCGACGUGCUUCCCUUGAGCCCUUUCGACUCUCAAACACUGUUAAAUUCACGUGAUAUGGUCUGUCGAAAGCAUCCGGCUCCGCUUUCCAGAUACUGUUGGAUUGGAUUUAUUUGUUUGGCACCACAACUAUUCAGCACACUCGACGAUUUUAACGUUUCGCCAAUCAUGCGAAGUAAUCGAGCCUAUGAUUCGGGUGGCCGAACAAUUGAAUAUCUAUUGAAAUAUCGAAACGUAUCAUUUUCUUGGAUGAAAGAGACUAUCUUACUUCAUACUGAUGAGGGACUAUUCUGGGGUGCAGUCGAUGUCGACAUUAAAUGGGUCGAACAUCACUUUGAUCGUUGUGAUAAAUGUGGGCCCGAAGUCUUCUUAUCGGCUGAUAAUGAUGCAGUCUUCUAUCACAUGAUCAGUGGAACUUCAAAUUGGAGAUUUCCAGAUCAACAACAACGUAGCCAAUCACUGCAUGACUCUCUCAUGCGAUCGCCCUAUGGACCUACUCGACAGUUCUCGAUGCUUGAACUGAUUGCGUCAGUGCGAAAAGUACAGAAGAUGGACAUGAUACCUUUUCAUGGAAAUUUAACCUGUUCAACCAUUUGUCGAGGUUAA